This is a messenger RNA of Struthio camelus australis, 2516 nucleotides long. The record is from RefSeq and is a predicted model, not a curated record. NCBI's taxonomy places the organism in Eukaryota, Metazoa, Chordata, Aves, Struthioniformes, Struthionidae.
AAAUUAUGGGAAGAGGCCUACUGAGAAAAAGAAUGAAGGAACAGAGGUGGUGAAGUACCCUUCGACCAGAGAAGAUACCUUCUUGGGAUACAGGGGGUGAGCAACUGACCUUCUCAGCAGAGUUGGUGCUUGUAUCUGGAGUAGAAGACUGUACUAAGCCCACUGCAUGAUCAAUUUCCUGUCCAGCUGCUGAGUCUGCUGCAUUGUCUCUGGUACGGCUACAAGUAUGACUUGACUGACUUGCAUUCAUGGCUCUUGGAUGAUCUGGUGAACCAUGGAGCUCAAAGUAUGGGUGGAUGGAGUCCAGAGAAUUGUUUGUGGGGUCACUGAAGUCACAACGUGCCAGGAGGUGGUUAUAGCUCUUGCUCAGGCUAUUGGUCGCACCGGGAGGUACACGCUGAUAGAGAAAUGGAGGGACACGGAGAGGCACUUGGCGCCUCAUGAAAAUCCGAUCAUCUCGUUGAAUAAAUGGGGACAGUACGCCAGCGACGUGCAGCUAAUACUGCGCCGCACUGGGCCCUCCCUGAGCGAGAGGCCAACUUCAGACAGCGUGGCUCGAAUUCCAGAGAGAACUUUGUAUCGGCAAAGCUUGCCUCCGUUAGCCAAGUUGAGGCCCCAGAAUGACAAAUCAAUAAAAAGGAGAGAGCCAAAAAGGAAAUCUCUGACUUUCACUGGGGGGGCGAAAGGAUUAAUGGACAUUUUUGGUAAAAGUAAAGAAUCCGAGUUCAAGCAAAAGGUGCUCAACAACUGUAAAACAACAGCAGAUGAGCUGAAGAAACUGAUUCACCUCCAGACAGAGAAACUUCAGUGUAUUGAAAAACAGCUGGACUCCAAUGAUGCUGAGAUCCGCUACUGGGAACAAAAGUAUAAUUCCAGCCUGGAGGAGGAAAUUCUCAAACUAGAACAGAAGAUCAAAAGGAAUGAAGUAGAGAUUGAAGAGGAAGAAUUUUGGGAAAAUGAGCUACAGAUUGAACAAGAGAAUGAAAAACAGCUGAAGGAGCAGCUCCAGGAGAUGAGGCAGAGGAUCCUGGAGUGUGAAAGCAAGCUGAAGGACUACAUGUCUCAAAUCCACAAUAUGGAAAGUGGCCUUGAAGCAGAGAAGUUGCACCGGGAAGUUCAAGAAUCCCAAGUGAAUGAAGAAGAGGUCAAAGAAAAGAUCGAGAAGGUGAAAGGUGAAAUUGAUAUUCAGGGCCAGCAAAGUCUCAGAUUGGAAAAUGGCAUUAAAGCUGUAGAAAGAUCUUUGGGCCAAGCUACCAAACGGUUACAGGACAGGGAGCAAGAGCUGGAGCAGCUGACAAAGGAGCUGCGACAAGUCAAUCUCCAGCAGUUUAUCCAGCAAACGGGAACAAAGGUCACGGUGUUGCCGGCAGACCCCGUCGAGGUGGAAGCCCCGCACGUGGAGCUCGAGAGAGAGACAACAUUUCAGUCUGGGUCACUGAAACGCCCUGGCUCAUCAAGGCAACUCCCCAGUAACCUUCGGAUUCUACAGAAUCCCCUGUCAUCUGGUUUUAACCCAGAAGGCAUUUAUGUAUGACAGUAUAUACCUCUUCUGGAGAGCACCUAGAAAGAUACCCCGGACAAGAUACACUUUUUUUUUUUUAUUAUUAUUCUACCAAUGAUGAAUGGAAGAAGCUUUUCUGUUAAGCCACCAUAUUUUAAUUUUCUUCUUCCUCUGACACACCACUUGGAGCCAUACCCUGUGCACUGAUGCUAAAGAACAGAGGAGCUGUUUCAGCUCAUAAUUGGCAAUGAUGAACUUGCUGUCACACAGCUAGAGUGCAAAAUCCUUCACUCAUUUUUGCCACUUCAGAAGUGUUUGGGAAAGUAUUAUUCAAUGCAUAGGCAUAAAUAAAACACUGAGCAGGGUGAAGGAAACAAUGUAUGCAACUGAUCUGAAGUUUAAUUUAUUCCCUUUAAUCAAUGGACAUGUGAAUGUUGACCUUUUAUAUUUUUAUUUUUAACUCGUGAAUAAUCAUAUACUGUUGUACAGCAGUCUGACAAGGUGACUUUAAUUUGUGUAUACAAACAUCUAGCAUUUGAUCAAGUAUAAUAACUUGCAAUGCAGAGUGUUUUGUGGAGUGCUGAACCUUUAAAAUGGUUUCUCACCACUGAUUGUUUUAACUUCUGCUGUGGGUCAUAUGUCGUGUUCCAUCUGUUGCUACUUUUUAAGGCCUGAAAAGUGAAUUUGCAGGAUUUACUUGCUGUUGGGUCUGCCUUGACUGAAGCACCUAGUGUUCAAAAGAUUUAUGAAUUUAAACCUUGUCUUGAUAAGAAUAUUUCCAGCAUAUGAUUGAGGAUGCACUAGUUAGAUGAUAUUUUAUUAUAUAGAAUGUAUAUUUGAAAUAUUUUGCCACAUUGUAUAUGCCUUUUGAGAAAAGAACAAUGUAAGAAGUUGUCUUCAUAUGUCUUACCAGAAGAGGGUAGGAGGCUUUCACUGUGUGCGAUUUUGUACUUUAUUUUUCCACUAGCCGUUACAGUGUUCUUGUUUUGCAGUAAAUCUUGUUGUUGGAGGAGGG